GGGUGAUCCACUGUUAAGGUUCCAUUCCCAAUUGUACUUAUCACCUGAAUCUGAAGAUUCUGUGAAUUUUGGACAGCCAUCUUUUAUAUGUAAGCACUGCAAGGCAUUUGUGUGGUACAAGGAAAGGUCAGAGAAAAAAUGCAAAUUUGAUAAUGUAGACUAUUCUAUUUGUUGUCAAAAAGGAAAGGUUGACCUUCCAUUUUUACAAAAACCACCUCCACUACUUUAUGCCUUAAUGACUAAUGAAGAUCCAAGGAGUGCUCACUUUAGAGACAAUUUAAGGACAUACAACAGUAUGUUUUCAUUCACUUCAAUUGGAGGAAACAUUCAAUCUUCAGUUAAUGAUGGAGGAGGUCCUCCUCAGUUCAUUUUAGGUGGCCAAAAUUAUCACCGCAUUGGGAGUUUGAUUCCAGACGAUGGAAUCCAACCCAAGUUCGCACAACUUUAUAUUUAUGACACUCAAAAUGAAUUGCAAAAUCGAGUAACCCCAUUCGGAUCUAAAGAUAAGCCUCAAGAGUUGGAUACAUCAUUAGUUCAAGAUUUGACUAGGAUGUUUGACGAGUUCAAUUCACUAGCUCAAACUUUCAGAAGGGUCAGAGAUCUUGCAAUAAAUGAGCCUACAUCAGACUUUUCUUUGAGGUUAUUUCGGAGUAGAUCAAAUGGUGGUAGAGUAUACAACUUACCAACUUUCAAUGAGGUAGCUGCCUUAAUUGUAGGUGAUAUGAGCAAUCUCGAGACUAGACGUGACAUUUUGGUGAAAAAAAGAUGGUCGAUUAACCAGGUUGCAUGAAACUCAUCCUUCUUUCAUCCCUUUGCAAUAUCCUUUAUUGUUUCCAUAUGGGGAAGAUGGUUAUCGUGAGGAUAUUCCAAUUAGGGAUACAAUUAUUAAUUCUCAGUCGUCGAAGAAUACGAGUCUCUUUGAGAGAAUUUGUGGCAUUUAGAAUUCAGCAAUGACAAGUUGAGUUCGGAAAUAUAAUUAAUGCCAAGAGGUUGUUCCAGCAGUUUGUGGUGGAUUGUUACACUAUGAUAGAGGCUCAAAGGUUGUCCUUUAUCAGGGCUAAUAAAAAACAAAUCAGGGCUGAUGUUUUGAGUGGGUUACAAGAGGCUAUUGACAAUGGAGAGAAGGAUGCAACUUUAGCAGGAAAACGGAUAAUACUGCCUGGGUCGUUUACGAGCGGGACGAGAUACAUGUUCAACAAUUGUCAAGAUGCUAUGGCAAUAUGCAAAAGAUAUGAAUAUCCAGAUUUAUUCAUAACUAUUACAUGUAACUUGAAUUUGCCAGAAAUACAUGAUGUUGAUUCUGCGAGUGGUUUGGUUGCAUUUGAUAGACCAGACAUUGUAUGCAGGGUAUUCAAGCUAAAAUUACAUCACUUGAUGGCUGACUUGCGAAAACAUAAGGUCUUUGGCAAAGUUAACGCAGGAAUGUACACUAUUGAAUUCCAAAAAAGAGGACUUCCCCAUGCUCAUAUCCUUCUAUGGUUGGAUGGAGAAAACAGACUAAACAACCCAAUAGAUAUUGACAAAGUCAUCUCCGCUGAGUUGCCUCAUUCAGAGUUGUAUCCCAAGUUGGCAGAGGCAGUGAAAACGUUAAUGAUCCAUGGCCCAUGUGGAGCAGCUAACUACAAAUCUCCUAGCAUGAAAGAAAAAAGGUGUGAUAAGUUCUUUCCUAAAAAAUUUACUUCAUCAACAUCCAUUGACGAGGAUGGAUACCCAACCUAUAGACGCCGCGAAACAGGAAUUUCUAUCAACAAGAACGGGGUCAUGUUAGACAACAGGAAUGUUGUUCCUAAUAAUCCGUAUUUGUUGAUGAAGUAUCACGUACAUGUGAAUGUAGAAUAUUGCAAUAAGUCAAAUUCUAUUAAGUGUGUUGGGAAUAUUUUAUGGUGUUCAAUCUAAUUAAAUAUCUUUGUAUUUGUGUAGUUAUUAAUUAAAUGUGUAAUAUGGGCCACAAAUGUAUUUCAGCCCAUUAGCCCACUUGUAAGCCUUAAGUUAGACAUCCUUAUGUAUAAAAGGAUGCUAACUUAAGCAAACCCUAACUCACAUAACUCUCACAAGUCUCACAUAUUAUUCACGCAUAUCUUUCUGAGAGCUUAUACGGUAUAUAGAA
Molecule: messenger RNA, 2107 nt
Organism: Cuscuta europaea
Lineage: Eukaryota; Viridiplantae; Streptophyta; Magnoliopsida; Solanales; Convolvulaceae
Source: the annotation of a GenBank genome assembly